Molecule: messenger RNA, 5167 nt
Organism: Diaporthe batatas
Lineage: Eukaryota; Fungi; Ascomycota; Sordariomycetes; Diaporthales; Diaporthaceae
Exons: 3
Coding region: 412-4056 (1214 amino acids)
Source: RefSeq, a predicted model, not a curated record
CUCGUCUUGCCGGCGACCUUUCCUUUUCUCCUGGGGAAAAGAAGACACAGCACCUCUUUUGUGCGUUAAUCGGCACUCUCAUUGAGAGCAGAGCCUGUCAGCUCCCGUUUUCCUGACCCUGUUGGCGUUUGAGGCCGCGCCCGUCCUGUGGGUGCUCUUCUGCGUCACCCCCAAGUCGACACUACCUACCGAGCGACCGACCGACCGACUGACUAGCCUGCUCAGCCUGCCUGCGCACCCUCGUCACUCGACAAUCGACUCCAGUCUUCAGCCUCCACCCAACCGCGUCUGCUGCCCCCGGCCCCUCGAGCCCAGCCUUUGCGACAACCACCGCAUCACGCCCCAAAGUGACUCGACGACGCAGCUGGCGCCUUGUUCCUUUGAGGAAUUCACUCCCAGCGCAUUUGUCGGAUGAUGGCGGCUGUACCCGCGCCAGCUCAGUCCGUCGAAGCUACUGCGACUCCUGCUGCUCAGCCUUCACAGACAGAAGAUGCCAGCCACGACGUUGACGCAGUCUCGCGAGACGCCCGUCCCGCACCCGAGAUCGAGUUGAACGGCGAGUCCCCCGCCAACGUCGUCGUGGACAAGCUAGUCAACGACAUUGUCGAUGAGGUAGUCAAUUCCGCCGAGGUUAGCGUCAGUGGGGGAUCCGAUACCGAAGCAUCCAAGUCCAGGCAUGACGACAAGGGCCAUGUCAGGUCAUCAUCGGUCAAGAAGCCCACGUCCUUCAAGUCGGUCCCGAUCAACAAGAGUUUUCAGGCCAAGCUCGCAUCGAGUAGCGCUGCGACCAAGGCCCCAGAGAAGACGCCGUCCACUGCCUCGUCGGCCGCAGGCCCUCCAAGCACCUCGUCUACGCCCAAGCCGAGAUUAGUUGCCAAGACGACAGGAACUCUGCGUGAUGCAUCCAAGUCAUCGGCCCAGAACGGCCGGCCCGCACCAGAUGGGAACGCUGUAUGGAACAAGAAUCGACCGCCUCCGACUCCCGACCUUAAGAAGAUGACGGACGAGGAAUUGUUGAAACUUGGCAUACACGUAGCUAACAGACUACAACCUGAUGUGGCAAAGGGCCAGGCAGCAUGGGCCGACAUCGACGAAAGCGAUGAUGAAUGGGAUGCACCAGAGACGAUCACGUGGACCGAUGGCACCAAAACCACGAUCCCCCAUGCCGACGAAGCCGCGAAUGUACCUGAGCCGACUCCAGCUGUGUCUGCACCUCCACCGGCCCCUGUCCCCGCACCCGCACCUGUGCUUGCGCCUGUGACUAGGGAAAACAAGCCCCUGGACAAACCACGCUCGCCAGCUCCGUCAACGGGCUCUCCCUCGGUGAAGCCCAGUCUGCCGUCGGGCAAGGGCCUGAUUCUCAAGGGCGCACCGGAGAAGCCGCAGCUAGUUGCAAAACCUCCAGCGCCACCAACCCCAGUAAAGAGUCCGUGGGCUGCACUGCCGCCCGUUCAAAAGGCUUCCCCCAUGGAAGUGCCCGCAGACCAGCCGCAGCGAGGCGGGCCACCGGCAGGAUCAGGCUACGGCACAAAAGGUGUGACGCAGCCUGCGGCGCGAGAAAUCGCCGCCGAUGACUUUAGUCGAUCGCCCCGACGGGAUCACCGCGAGCUCUACAAUUCUCACUCGGGUCGGUAUGAGCCCGUCGCCGACCGUCGCGGUAUGCCAGCAAGACCUGAAUAUCAGCCGCGACAACCGGCGCUACUUCAAAGAUCAUCCCAUGGAGACUCGCAAGGUCCAGCGGAACCCUCGGCCGCGUUCCAAACAUCCCACACUAGCGGCGGCUACGGCAGGCGGCGCGGGUCUUCCAACGUUAGUGGCGGAAGUGGCAGCUUCCAGAGGUUGGUACGUCCUUACGAGCAGGGCCUGCCUCCUGCAGAAAUGUUAGACCCGCGUCGCGGUUCCUUCACGGGAACCAGCGAUCAUCCUACGUCCCCACGUAACUUCUCGCCAUCUGGUCAGCAUGGAGGACCGCGACAACCCGGUGCUUCACCCUGGCAGAACCGCGCAUCACCGGCAAUAUCACAUGCCGCACCCCAAGUACCAGGCACCAGCGAGAUGCAGCCAGUGCCUCCAGCAGCCCCUGUGAUUGACGACGUUGAGUUUCAGAAGAAACUCAUGAAAGAACGCCGGGAGGAAGCAAUUAGAAGGCGCCAGGAAGAAGAGGCCAGGGAAGAGGCCGCGAAGCAGGAGCGUCUGCGCAAGAAGUUGGAGGCAUUGGGCCCGGCCCCGGAGAGAAAGAGCGAGAAGAAGGAGGCACCCAAAGAGACAGCAGCAGCGGACCAGUCGGACGAGGCGUCACACCAAGCUCCAUCUACCUUGGAAUCGAGGGAAAGCAAGCAAGCCACAACGCUGCCAAACAAAGCGGCCGAGACCAGCCAGGACUCGCUUCCUAAUGGCCUUGACCAGGACGCCCAGACUGAGACCAAGGCUGCUGCAGCUACCGAGAGGCACUCUGCGCCAGAAAACAAACAUGCGCACCCUUGGAAUCCUCGUGUACAGUCUCAAAAUCCCCCGGAACGACUCACGUGGAAUGCAGGCAGUCAGGCAUCCAAGAAUGUGUGGGGUCCACCAACCAAUGACCGCUCUCUUGGAAAUGGAACUUUCAGCGCGGUGCCGACCCAGCAGUCGCAGUUGCCCCAGAUGCGCAGUGGCCGUCCCGGGCCCGGUCCUAUUGCUCCACCAAGCGCGGCGUCAAGGGCACCUGGGCAGCAUUCACAGCCGGGCCCGAUCGGACCUCCACAACGGAGCGGACCGCAGUCGCAAGGCCAAGAUGAGACCGCACAGAGAAGGAACAAAUGGUCGUCUGCUGUCUUGGCGUCGGAUGAAGACAGUCGACAGCAACGUCAAAAACAACAACGUGACCUGGAACAGGACAUGAAAGCUCGAGGAUUGGACUACUCUGACCUGGCUGCUCCCAUUAAUGAGGCAUGGACCUCCACCAAGGAAGAUGAGCAGGGACAUCGAGUACGUGACUCGAUGCAAUGGACCUUGCGCGGCAACAAUGCGCAGAACGCUGCCUCUCGCACCACGGGCGCUGGUGAAUUGAGCCAGCAAGACUCUGCCGCACGGUUUGUGCCUCCGCCUGUGGGUCAACCCGGUUCUGCGGCUUCUGGGUCCCAGCGAUCCAGGUUCUUCCCCCCGAGCCGGGACGCGGACCAGAGAGCACCUCCCGGCCCAGACACCGGCAGGUCUCAUUCCCCAUCGCCCCCACCUCCUGAUAUGGCUGGGCAUCCAGCUUUUGAUGGUGACAUGGCACACCCCCACGUGUCGCUGCCACCGACAAGGCCAAUUGUGAAACUGCCGCCUGCAGCGCCAUCCGCUUCCGCGUCGUCACAACGGCCCGGUCAGACCAGCUCUACGAGGUCUACAUCCACCACCCAGCCGCAUUCUUCCCGGCCCUUCAGCUCCUCCGGACCAGGUCCCAAUCACAGCACGCCAAACUUCUGGCAAGACCGGAUCAAAAAUCUUCUGGCAGACAACUCCUCCAGCCCCUCGAGCGUUGACUCGUCGAGCAGAACCAGUCUGUCGCAGCCCAGCCACCGUGCCGCCGCCACUGUCUCCUUGCCGACGGUCUUCGGCCCAAGCUCAACAGCUGAUGAUGGCUCUUUUUCCACCAAGACAAUGGAUGAAGAUUGCUUUGAGGAGCAGGAGAUGGGAUCACUUCCGCCUGUCCAUCUUCCGACUCAGGUCCCAGAGGCGGCUUGGGAGCCCGCCAAGGCGCCACCUCGGCAAGAUCGGAAGCUCAAAGAAGCAGUCACGACCACUGCUGAACCACUGUUGUUCCAUCCGGAGGGGAGAAGCUAUGUCAUUCUCCUGCCUAGCAUGUCAGGACGUAGGAUGGUUGCAAUGGCCGCGUCAUCCGCGAACAGCCCUCAAGGUCGGCGCCCUCAACGCGCUUCGCGUUACUCCUCGUCAUAUCGUGGCGGCAACCGAAACCGGGAUUCGUCAGAACAGGGUGCGUCCUCAGGCUCAAACUUCAACCGAGGCGGCCGUGGUUCAUAUCGCGGCAGGUCAGACUGGAAUCGUGCCGCGGCGACGCCCAUCCAAACCCAAUAAACUGCACAAUCACAUGUGUUGAGAUCGAUCGUCUGAGGACAGAUACCUCAGGUGGUCAGUCACGCUCUUCGUUUCAUCCAGAACGGACCUGUAAUGGAACGAGACACUCUUGGCGAAUUCUUUUUUUUUCGCUUCCCGGCUAGCGCCAAAAACUGUUCUGAUCCAGAGCCGGUCCUUGUACAACUUCUAUAAUGUCUUUGAGGCCACAUCAUCGUUCUUGGCAUUUUCUACACAUGCACUUGCGAGCGGUCUUUGACGUUGCUGGCCAUGGACAUGACGAAUCCACGAGACGGCGGUUUGGAUGAGUUCUUACACAAUCCACACAUCGCAAGGUACAAGGUGUAGGGGGGUGGGGGUUGGGGCUGGGUCGGAAGCCUGUCACUUACCGUCCAAAAGAUUAAUUGGAAAGGGAAAGGGGAACGAUUAUUCCGACCAAGGGGUCGUUCGACGAAAUACUUGUCUUAGGCCUUAUGCAACAGGUCACAAUCGAUUGUCUCAUGUGCCAACGUGGGCACAUCGGUAACAGCUUGAGGACAUUGCCCUGUUAUGAGAGGAGCGCAACGAGCGAGACAUCUCUCGUGAAGCAACGACCGGGAAGACAUGAGUGAGGGAAAGAAAACUGGUUUUCGUGUGAGACAGGGAGUUCCAAUUGUGGCAGAGCCCUCCAGCCUGUUGCUGAUUCUAGGGUCUCCAUCAAGAUGUUGAUACCGAACUGCUUUAUGCAACACAGAGGGGAAAGUGGUCAUUGACACAAGACCACUCCAACGUACAAUGACCUUAAGACAACUUCCACAGCACAGAGCGCCCUGGUUGAUAUUGUUCCUCAAGGACGGGUCCAAUACUAGGCAGGAACAAAAUACAAUUGAUUCAAAAGUGCUCUUAUGGUGAUGCUCUGUUGCAUUAUUGUGGAAUGGAGUAGUAUUUUUUGGUAGAAUAAGAGGUCUGUGUCUGCGGUCAGUGUCGUUGUGGAUUUCUUUUUUUAAAAAAAAAAUCUUUUUAUUUUUUCCACAGCACCAUGUUGUAAAAUUCUUACAGUAGUAGUUUACGGUGCAACAGAGGGCCAGUGACGAACGUUUGGGGCGCAGCUGGAGCGGAUACACAGUCGUCACAA